This is a messenger RNA of Synchiropus splendidus (mandarinfish), 5978 nucleotides long. It is a transcript of the gene abcb11b, whose product is annotated as ATP-binding cassette, sub-family B (MDR/TAP), member 11b. Gene Ontology annotation, cellular component: membrane. Bases 136 to 4185 code for a protein of 1349 amino acids. Gene Ontology annotation, biological process: transmembrane transport. Gene Ontology annotation, molecular function: ABC-type transporter activity; ATP binding; ATP hydrolysis activity. The transcript is spliced from 29 exons. NCBI's taxonomy places the organism in Eukaryota, Metazoa, Chordata, Actinopteri, Syngnathiformes, Callionymidae. The record is from RefSeq and is a predicted model, not a curated record.
UACUCGAUAAGAGCACGUGCACCCGUGAGGAGGAAUCACAAAACAAGAAGCGCUGCUGGAUGUUACGGCGCGGCUUCUGCAUCUGAGCGCUCACUGAGGAUCUUGACUUCUCCAAAGAUAAACGAAUGAGCCAACAUGCCGACAGGAUCAGUGAGGCUGCAGAGCAUUAAAAAACUGGGGCAGGAGAACCACAGCUAUGAGGCGUCGGAGGAGGGACCAGCGGGGUCUUACAUGAGCAUGACAAGAACGAAAGAGGAUGAGAAGGCUCAGGGGAAAGAAGAGCUGCCUGCCAUCAGAGUGGGCUUCUUUCAGCUGUUCCGCUUCGCCUCAACCAAAGAGGUGGUGAUGAUGCUGGUGGGGAGUCUGUGCGCCAUCCUGCACGGUUCGGCCCAGCCGCUCAUGCUGCUGGUGUUCGGCCUGCUCACCGACACCUUCAUCGAGUACGACAUCGAGCUCAUUGAGCUGAGCGACCCCAUGAAGGAGUGCGUGAACAACACCAUCCGGGUGAAGCAGAACAUCACCGCUGGGUGGACCACGCCGGCACCUGUGAACCACUCCGCCGGCGAGGAGUCGGGCAGGCCGUGUGGGAUUCUUGACAUUGAAUAUGAAAUGACCCAAUUUGCCUUCUAUUACGUCGGAAUUGGAGCGGCUGUAUUCCUGCUGGGAUACUUUCAGAUCUCUCUGUGGGUGACGGCGGCGGCUCGGCAGGUCCAGGUCAUCAGAAAAGCCUACUUCAGCAAAGUGAUGAGGAUGGAGAUCGGCUGGUUCGAUUGCACCUCAGUCGGAGAGCUCAACACUCGCAUGUCCGAUGACAUCAACAAGAUCAACGACGCCAUUGCAGAUCAGGUGGCCAUCUUCCUCCAGCGCUUCACCACGUUUGUGUGCGGCUUCUGUAUCGGCUUCGUGAAGGGAUGGAAGCUGACGCUGGUCAUCGUGGCAGCGAGCCCCAUGAUCGGACUCGGAGCGGGUCUGAUGGCGCUGUUUGUAGCUAAAAUGACGGGGAAGGAGCUACAGGCCUACGCCAAAGCUGGAGCCGUGGCUGAUGAGGUUUUGUCGUCCAUCCGCACCGUGGCAGCGUUUGGCGGGGAGCUGAAAGAAGUGCAAAGAUACGACAGGAAUCUGAUCUCAGCGCAGACCUGGGGCAUCAGGAAGGGUUUGAUCAUGGGUUUCUUCACCGGCUACUUGUGGCUGAUCAUCUUCCUGUGCUACGGCCUGGCCUUCUGGUACGGCUCCACACUCGUGGUCGACACGGAGGAAUACACACCGGGAACGCUGCUGCAGGUCUUCUUCGGUGUUCUCAUCGCAGCCAUGAAUUUGGGCCAGGCGUCACCUUGUCUGGAGGCGUUUGCUGCGGGACGAGGCGCUGCCACUUCCAUCUUUGAAACCAUCGACAAAGAGCCAGAGAUCGACUGCAUGUCCGAGGCCGGAUACACGCUUGACAGGGUGAAAGGAGAUAUUGAGUUUCACAACGUGACGUUCCACUACCCAUCCAGACCGGAAGUCAAGAUCCUGGAUCAGCUCAGUGUUGCAGUGAAGUCGGGUGAGACCACAGCAUUUGUUGGACCGAGCGGCGCUGGGAAAAGCACAGCGGUCCAGCUCAUACAGCGCUUUUACGACCCCAAAGAGGGAAUGGUGACCCUGGACGGUCAUGACAUCCGGGGGCUCAACAUCCAGUGGCUCCGCUCACUGAUCGGCAUCGUGGAGCAGGAACCGGUUCUGUUCGCCACCACCAUCGCAGAGAACAUCCGCUACGGUCGUCCCGCAGUUACAAUGGACGACAUCAUCACGGCAACCAAAGAGGCUAAUGCGUACAACUUCAUCAUGGACCUGCCUCAGAAAUUUGACACCUUAGUCGGCGAGGGCGGCGGUCAAAUGAGCGGCGGUCAAAAACAGCGGAUAGCAAUUGCCCGCGCUCUGGUCAGGAACCCUCGUAUCCUGCUGCUCGACAUGGCGACGUCUGCCCUGGACAAUGAGAGCGAAGCUGUGGUGCAAGAAGCGCUGGACAAAGUUCGUAUGGGUCGCACCACCAUCUCCAUCGCUCACCGACUGUCCACCAUCAAGAACGCGGACGUGAUCGUGGGCUUUGAGCACGGCCGGGCGGUUGAGAGGGGCAAACACCACGAGCUGUUGGAGAGGAAGGGCGUCUACUUCACCCUGGUCACGCUGCAAACUCAAGGAGACAAAGCUCUCAACGAGAAAGCUCGACUAAUGGCUGAUGAAGACGAGUCAGAGAAGCGGAGUCUCUCCAGAGCCGGCAGCUACCGUGCCAGUUUGAGAGCUUCAAUCCGUCAGCGAUCCCGAUCCCAAAUGUCCAACCUGAUUCCCGAGCCAUCAGUGGAUAUUGUGGGGGAAAUAAAAGGGAGGGCAUAUUCGUCGUCUAAGACAGAUGAGGCAAAGGUCCCAGAAGAGGAGGAGGAGGAUGCAGUGGAGCCGGCACCAGUGGCCAGGAUCCUCAAGUACAACACACCCGAGUGGCCUUACAUGCUGAUCGGAUCGCUGGGGGCUGCUGUGAAUGGAGGCGUCAACCCUGUUUACUCGCUGCUCUUCAGUCAGAUCCUGGCGACGUUCUCCAUCCCUGAUCCCGAGCGUCAGAGAAAAGAGAUUGACGGCAUCUGUUUGUUCUUCGUUAUGGUUGGCGUGGUGUCUUUCUUCACGCAGAUGCUGCAGGGCUACUCCUUUUCCAAGUCUGGGGAGCUGUUGACCCGCAGGUUACGGCGACUGGGCUUCCACGCCAUGCUGGGCCAAGAGAUCGGCUGGUUUGACGACCACAGGAACAGUCCAGGAGCGCUGACUACACGUCUGGCAACAGACGCCUCGCAAGUGCAAGGAGCCACAGGCUCUCAGAUCGGCAUGAUUGUCAACUCUCUGACCAACAUCGGCGUGGCCAUCAUCAUGUCCUUCUACUUCAGCUGGAAGCUCACCCUCCUCAUCCUAUGCUUCCUGCCCUUCAUCGCCCUCUCAGGAGGCUUCCAGGCCAAGAUGCUCACCGGCUUCGCCAAGCAGGACAAGCAGGCCAUGGAGGCGGCUGGACGGAUUUCUGGCGAAGCGUUGAACAACAUCCGCACAAUCGCUGGUCUUGGGAAGGAGAGGAACUUUGUCAAUAUGUACUUCGCCCAGCUGGAUGCUCCGUAUAAUGCCGCCUUGAAGAAGGCGAACGUGUACGGGGCGUGCUACGGUUUCGCGCAGUGCAUCGUCUUCCUCACCAACUCUGCCUCCUACAGGUUUGGAGGUUACCUAGUGCAGCAGGAAGGGCUUCACUUUAGCCUGGUUUUCCGGGUGAUCUCAGCCAUCGUCACCAGCGGCACAGCACUGGGCAGGGCCUCGUCCUACACCCCUGACUAUGCCAAGGCCAAGAUCUCAGCGGCGCGGUUCUUCCAGCUGCUGGACCGCGUGCCGAAGAUCAGUGUCUACAGUGCCAAGGGGGAGAAAUGGGAAAACUUCCAAGGGAAACUGGAGUUCAUUGACUGCAAGUUCACCUACCCCACACGCCCUGACAUCCAGGUCUUGAAUGGGCUCAACGUGUCGGUGAAACCCGGGCAGACUCUGGCCUUCGUGGGCAGCAGCGGCUGCGGGAAGAGCACCAGUGUUCAGCUGCUGGAGAGGUUCUAUGAUCCGGACCUGGGUCGAGUGCUGAUUGACGGCCAUGACUCCACGAGGGUCAAUGUGCCCUUUCUGCGCUCCAAGAUUGGCAUCGUCUCCCAGGAGCCCAUCCUGUUCGACUGCAGCAUCGUCCAGAACAUCAAGUACGGGGACAACAGUCGGGAAAUCAGCAUGAAUGAGGUCAUCGCCGCUGCCAAGAAAGCGCAGCUGCAUGACUUUGUCAUGUCACUUCCUGAGAAAUAUGACACCAACGUGGGUGCGCAGGGUUCCCAGCUGUCUCGUGGCCAAAAGCAACGCAUCGCCAUUGCCAGGGCCAUCAUCCGUGACCCCAAAAUCCUGCUCUUGGAUGAGGCCACAUCGGCUUUGGACACGGAGAGUGAAAAGACCGUGCAGGAGGCGCUGGACAAAGCCAGAGAGGGACGCACCUGUAUCGUCAUCGCCCAUCGUCUCUCCACUAUCCAGAACUCCGACAUCAUUGCCGUCAUGUCGCGGGGCUACGUGAUUGAGAAGGGAACUCAUGACCAUCUCAUGGGGCUGAAAGGGGCCUACUACAAACUGGUCACCACAGGAGCACCCAUCAGUUAACUGUCUGGAUUUAGAGAUGAGUAAUUCACCGUUGGAUUAUUUAUUCUAGGGGAACAGGACCAUGACGACUGGUUUGUUUUGUUUUUAUUCAUGACUAGUUUCAAAGUCGGGGCAAAAAGAUUCAUCAGCGUUACGCUAUUUGUUGAUGUUCUUAAGCUUCAUUUACCGGCUGUUAUCUCUGCACCGCAUGGAUUUGAUCAUCUACAAACAGGAUUAACUUCCUGUCAAAGGUGUUGCUGGAGUGCAUUCAUUUUCAACGUUGUUCAGUCAUGUAUCUUGUAUUUAGGAAGGUUGUCUUCAUUAUUAUGUUGGUGGUGCAGGUGUGUUUAAGAAAUGUGUGUUUAGUUUUUGCGACAGAAUCGUAACAGGAGCCUAGAAGUCAUUAAUAUGAAAGAAAUGAGUGGUUUUCAACUGAAUUUAAAAAGAAAUGUGAAAUAGUUUAAAGAGAAAUGUUGUCAUAAUGGAAAAACCUUUCAUCUAAACAUGUAAUACCUUUAAGAGUCAAAUGAAUGGUAAGAGUGAGUGAAAGUAACUGCAGUGCUCGACCUCUCAUCGAAGACGAAGGUCCCCAAAGUGACCUGCUAUUGAGUCACUACGGACUAAGUUUUGGAGUAACAUACUAAGCUGCAAUCUUUCACCAGGAUCUCACACACACGGGCAACAAAACCUUAUGACAUGGUCACAAAAACAAGUCAAUAUUGACACUCUCCUGGAUACUGCAAGGUUGUUUGUCUCUGAGUGUUUCUCUUAAACACCAGGCUUUGACCGCUAAUAACAAGUCAAACCUCCAGUACGAAAAUGAACUGUAUUUUUAGAGAUGAAGGCAGAGAAGCUGACAUCGUUUUGGGGAGGAGGCUAAUUCAUUUUCUUGCUGUGAGCGAGAUGAGAAAGUUGAUACAGCUUUCAUGUUGUUAUGCUAAUAAGCGGCUUCCAGCAGGCGAUUAGCUUUGGUGAAGAUGAGAACUGAAAAGAUGAAGAGGGGAAAGGAAAAGUGCCUCCUUCAUUCCCCAAACCUUAAGCGAUGCAGCUCAAAAUUUUAAAAGGAAUGACACAAAACAAGUGCAGCAUUGUUGCGCUCACAUCAAACGGCGGCAAGACAAUAUUUCUUCCUGCUGAUUUAUGCUAAUGCUAACCCAAUAUUUCCUCAAGCUAAAGUAGUAGCUUCAUAGAAUGGAUUUUAAUGUAGUCGCUUUUUUAUUGAGUGGUAAUUAUUAAAGUUAUUCAACAACAAAAUAUUUAGAAAUGAAAUAAACUGCUUUGUAAAAUUUAAACAAAACAACAAUUUGUGCCUUUUUUUUUUUUUUUUUUGAACCCACACUGAAUAUUUAAUCUGUGCUCCGGUGGCAAGUGUAGGAAGAUAAUGUGAGAGAUGAAUAUUUCCCUGCACAAAAGCAGCAGCGCAGCAGACAGGAGAGUCAUAAAGAUGUUAAUCACGUCGGCCGUCCGCCUACACACUCGUGACAGAACAACUAAUCAGCCGAAUAAAUGGAAUCACCAGCGAAAUGGCCGUCGAGGGUCUUUAAUGGCAGGUGAGUUGGUAGAGGCUGAAGCACGCGGCGUAUUGUGUUUACAUGGCGGCUGGUUCCUGGAAUAACAAUGGAACGAGAGAGACUUUGGAAGAGCCUGCAGUGGAAGACCGUUCAAGCGGUAUUUGGGCCGAAUAGUGCAGAAUUCUAAUGUGUGUUUCUGGACAUCACGGACGCGCUCAUCCACAGUUUACAAUAUUGAGCAGUAGGCCUCGCCUCAGGGAGGUGACUGCUCUGAAUAUCUACUCCCUGGAGGCUGAUCUGUCU